Peronospora matthiolae is the source of this 1989-nucleotide messenger RNA. NCBI's taxonomy places the organism in Eukaryota, Oomycota, Peronosporomycetes, Peronosporales, Peronosporaceae. The record is from the annotation of a GenBank genome assembly.
AUGGUGCAGGGCGUGCUGCGACGCUGGCUCAAGCUUGCGUUUGUGACGGCUGUGCUCGGAAGCGCCGUGGCAACCGCACAGGUGUUCACGAUGCAGAGUGACCUGGACGACGCCAAAACCCCGUCGCCAGGCUCGGGUAAAAAGUCACCCGAGGAACUUCCGGCAUCCGGUGCGAAGACGUCGACUCGCGCCUGGUUUCCACAUACAGACACUGCGGUCGGUGAUGGGUCAGGUAGGUUGACCUCAGCUCCAAAGCUGGAGGUUAGUGACAAAGUCUCUCGUCGACGAGACCCGUUGGGACCUCCGGAUGACGACUCGAGUGCGUCGGAACCGCCUUCAACACAGGAUGACAAGGACGGGUUGACGCCCACGACGUCCAAGAAGAACCUGGAUUUGAACAGCAGCCUGUUGGAGGCAGGAACAACGACGAACGCAAAGGUCAAGACGGACCCGAAAGCUCCGUCUCCUUCCGGAUCUGGGUCCGGUUCGACUCCUACUCCGAAGAAGAAGAAGCUCGUGGCGUUCACCAAGUCGCCGAGCUUCUCGCAGAAGGCACCCAUACCGAACGGCAUUCAAACAGCAGACGAAGACACAAAGCAGUCGGAUGACGAGGACUUGACGAAGAUCAGGACGUCAACGACACCGCUAACACCCGAACCGAUGGACGCGACAUUGGAAUCGCAACCGGAUGUGGUGUCGCCGCCAGACUCUCCUGCUGCUUCAAAAUCAGCCAAGGCAGGAGUCAAGAAGAGCUCGUCGUCCUCCGGAUCUAAAGGAGAGGAGAAGGAGGAAGAAGGAGGAGAAGAAGAAGAAGAAGAGGAACCGGACGACCCGGAGGACCCGGGCGCGUCUAAAUUGGCGUCGAAUUCGACCAAGAAAGGCGUCACUAUCUCAGAGCCACCCGAGUCAACUAAAGACGUCGUUCCGUCCGGAUCGUUGACUACGGAUGCGAUCCAAGAGGCACGGAGCGCGCUACCGGAACCACCACCAGCCUCCUCACAGCAAACCCCUUCAUCUCCGCCAUCUUCGUCAACCGCCGUGUUGGCAGACACAUCAUCGGCGGACACGAGUGGCAUGUCAAACACUCUCGUGCUCGGGUUAAUGAUGGCAGGGGCUAUCGCACUGGUCGUGCUCGUCGCCGUCUUUGUGUACAUCAAGACGGUGAACAAGGACGAAGACGAGGACGACCCGGUGCUUCGCCCCGCCCACCACCACGACUUAAACCUAGGAGGUCCAAUGGCGCAGUCGUCCUUAACAGCGACGGCCGACUACCACAAGAACAACAACAUGACUCCGUCCGAGUACAACGACGGCGACGACUUCUUUGCUACCAAAGUGCACCAGCCUACCCUCGCGCGAGGGCUGGACGCGUUCCCAUCUAAUCAUUCAACGGCGCUAACGCAGUCGCAAAUGUCGUUGCCGCCUAUGGCUCAAACGGGUCAAAGCAUGGCAAGCAGCGGCUACUCUUGCUACACGACGCAGUCGGAUUUCUACGGGGAACACAGCGCCUACUCUGCUGCUACGGCGUCUGCAGUGGACGCUGCGUACCCAGGAUACCAUCGCCAAGGUCGAGGCGGAGACAGUGACAUUACUGAGCACUCGGAAGAAGAAGAGAGUGACUAUGAAGGCGACUCGAUUCGAGAGAUGGGCGACACAAUGAACGCCUGGCAUUCUGCCGUGCACAACCGAGCCGGGCCAAGUAAUGUAGUGGAUAAUAGGAUGGACGAGUCGCACUUUGACGGGGCGAAUUCGCGCUCGACCGCCGCGAGUGACUAUACGGGCAAGACGCAGUUCAUGGACUCGGAGUAUACCGAAUACCGCGUGUCCACGGAUGGUGGGGCGAGGAGGAGUCAUGGGAGCAAGGCCGGGUAUGACACGAGCUUUGCUGCGAGCAAGAGCGGCUAUUCUGCCGCUACUGACAGUAGGUACGACAGCCGAUAUGACGCGGGCGGCAAGAGCUUUGCGAGCAGUGGCUUUAGUGAGUACUAG